Molecule: messenger RNA, 1554 nt
Organism: Cladophialophora bantiana CBS 173.52
Lineage: Eukaryota; Fungi; Ascomycota; Eurotiomycetes; Chaetothyriales; Herpotrichiellaceae
Exons: 6
Coding region: 1-1554 (517 amino acids)
Molecular function (GO): N,N-dimethylaniline monooxygenase activity; NADP binding; flavin adenine dinucleotide binding
Source: RefSeq, a predicted model, not a curated record
AUGGCGUACAAACUCGAGCACCAAUACGGGUUAACCAAGGAUGGCCUUGUCGAGCUUAUCUGUUAUGAGAAGAAUCCCGACCUCGGCGGUACGUGGUACGAGAACAGGUAUCCUGGAGCGGCGUGUGACAACCCAGCCCAUUGCUACAACUUCACCUUCAGCCCGAACCCAAAUUGGUCUCACUACUACGUGGGAGCAAAAGAGAUCCACGGCUACAUCAAGGAUACCGUGGAUAAUUAUGCCCUGCAGAAAUUCUUCCAACUAAAUUCCAAAGUCGUCGAUGCUAAAUGGGUCGAGGACGAAGCCAAAUGGCACGUCAAGAUUGACCAGCAUGGAACCAUCAUCGAUGAUGUCUGCGAUAUCUUUGUCAAUGCCUGCGGCAUCCUUAAUCAGUGGACCUGGCCCAGCAUCGAAGGGCUCUUCGAUUUCAAAGGCCAUCUCGUCCACAGCGCUCGAUGGGACGAUAGCUACGACAUGACAGGGAAAACUGUCUGCGUGAUUGGAAAUGGCUCGACUGGCCUGCAAAUCGUUCCACAACUUCAAAAAGUCGUCAAGAAGUUAGUCUGCAUCAUUCGGUCACCCACUUGGAUAUCUCCCACCUAUGUCGGCCACAAGUCCAAGGUGGACAACGGCCGAAAUUUCGAAUAUACCGAGGAGGACAAGGAAAGAUUCCGGACAGAUCGCACAUACUUCCGAGACUACCGCCGCCAGAUUGAUUCAGAGAUGAACAAGUUUUUCUACGCACUGCUCAAGGAUUCCCCUCAGCAGCAGGGCCUGUACGACGCAUCCAUCGCUCUACACAAGGAAAGAUUGGCCAAGAAGCCAGAAUUGUUUGAAAAGUUGACCCCAACUUGGCAGCCUGGCUGCCGGCGCCUCUCGCCUGGCGAGGGCUACCUCGAAGCACUGGCGGAGGAUAACGUCGAGGUUGUGCUGCAAGAGAUCGAAAGGGUCGUGCCGGAAGGACUGAUAACAGUCGAUGGAGUCGAGCACAAGCUUGACGCCCUGGUAACCGCCACCGGGUUCGAUACGUCAUUCCCUCCUAGAUUCCCACUGAUCGGACGCCAUGGUCGAGACCUGCGCAAGGAGUGGGCGGAGAACCCCAGGGGUUAUUUUGGUCUUGCUGCAUCGGGAUUUCCAAACUAUUUUAUUUUCAUGGGACCCGCAUGUCCUAUUGGACACGGCAGCUUGAUUCCAAUGAUGGAAUGCACUGCCGACUACGUCGUCAAGGUGACGAAAAAGAUCCUGGCCGAACAGAUCAAGGCUGUCGACGUUAAGCAGGAAGCUGUAGACGAAUUUUUUGCAUACUCCCAGUCAUUCAUGGGCAAGACGGUCUGGACAUCGGGCUGUAGAAGCUGGUACAAGGGCGGUACGGUAGACGGACCAGUCACGGCAAUGUACCCUGGCUCAGCGAUGCACUACCGCUUCACAACCGCCGAACCGCGCUGGGAAGACUACGACAUCAAGUACUGGUCCAAGAACCGCUACCAGUACUUUGGAAACGGGUUUACUGAGAUAGAGGAGUCAGGGGCAAAUUUAUCUUUCUACCUGGACUAG